Sorex araneus (European shrew) is the source of this 6344-nucleotide messenger RNA. It is a transcript of the gene USP54, whose product is annotated as ubiquitin specific peptidase 54. The transcript has 23 exons. Lineage: Eukaryota; Metazoa; Chordata; Mammalia; Eulipotyphla; Soricidae. Gene Ontology annotation, biological process: protein deubiquitination. The coding region runs from base 516 to 5591 and encodes 1691 amino acids. Gene Ontology annotation, molecular function: cysteine-type deubiquitinase activity. The record is from RefSeq and is a predicted model, not a curated record.
CAGGCAACUCUCGCCGCUUCUCGCCGUGGCGCCGGGAGAUGUCGCGAGAGCUGGUUGCCUUGGCUCCCUGUAGCUAUAGCAGCCGCGGCGGUUGAGGAUGCGGCGGCUGGAGCGCUGAAGAGCUCUCCCAGAAGAAGCAUUAUAAACAAGCAUAAAGAACACAUCCUACCCCGAUCCCUGGAUGCUGUUGGACUUGAGGAUUCCAGCCACUUCAGGAUCUUCUGGAGACAGUUCAAGAAAAGUAGAAAAAAAGCAACAUUGAAGGAUUUUUUUCCCACUCAUAUCAGUCACCUUAAAUUUGGUCAUUGUUUGGAGCAAGUGGAAGUCGGCUUGGUCCUGUGGAUCUAAGGAUACCCAAAUUCCUUCUAUAUUUAUCAUUGAAAAGUUGGAAGCUCCAAAUCUUCUGACAAAAAUUCACUGAAUUCUGGAUCCUCUUUUUAUUUAGAAUUUCAGCAAUAGAAACGUUCUCCACAAAGAAACUUUUCUGUGUUUUUUCAGGCUAAAUGUGAAUAAGAAUGUCUUGGAAAAGAAAUUACUUUUCAGGGGGCCGUGGUAAUGUUCAGGGGAUGUUUACUCCACGGAGCUCGACCUCCAUCGCCCCUAGCAAAGGCCUCAUCAACCAGCCAGGGCAAAAUAGCUGCUUCCUCAAUAGUGCCCUGCAGGUUUUAUGGCACUUGGACAUCUUCCGACGCAGCUUUAGGCAGCUUACGACUCACAAGUGCAUGGGAGAGUCCUGCAUCUUUUGUGCUCUCAAGGGAAUCUUUAACCAAUUUCAGUGCAGUAGUGAAAAAGUGCUUCCAUCCGACACUCUUCGAAGUGCUCUGGCAAAGACUUUUCAGGAUGAGCAGCGUUUCCAGCUGGGAAUCAUGGACGAUGCUGCUGAGUGCUUCGAAAACCUCCUAAUGAGAAUUCACUUCCACAUUGCUGAUGAAACUAAAGAGGAUAUAUGUACUGCCAAACACUGUAUUUCCCACCAGAAAUUUGCCAUGACAUUAUUUGAGCAGUGUGUGUGUACUAGCUGUGGUGCGACUUCUGAUCCUCUGCCUUUCAUCCAGAUGGUGCAUUACAUCUCCACCACUUCUCUUUGCAAUCAGGCUAUUUGUAUGCUGGAGAGAAGAGAAAAGCCCUCGCCUAGCAUGUUUGGGGAGCUGCUGCAGAAUGCCAGCACCAUGGGGGACCUGCGGAACUGUCCGAGCAACUGUGGAGAGAAAAUUCGGAUUCGCCGUGUACUGAUGAAUGCACCACAGAUCAUCACCAUUGGGCUGGUUUGGGACUCAGACCACUCGGAUUUGGCAGAGGAUGUCAUUCAUAGUCUGGGGACCUGCCUUAAGCUGGGUGAUCUAUUCUUCCGUGUGACUGAUGACCGGGCCAAGCAGUCGGAGCUGUACUUAGUAGGAAUGAUCUGCUACUAUGGCAAACAUUAUUCCACAUUUUUUUUCCAAACAAAGAUCCGUAAAUGGAUGUAUUUUGAUGAUGCGCAUGUCAAGGAGAUUGGGCCCAAAUGGAAAGAUGUGGUGACCAAAUGCAUCAAGGGGCAUUAUCAGCCUUUGCUGCUGCUUUAUGCGGAUCCUCAGGGGACCCCAGUGUCCACACAGGACCUGCCCCCUCAAGUCGAAUUCCAGUCGUAUAGCAGGACGUGCUAUGACAGUGAAGACUCAGGGAGGGAGCCUUCCAUCUCAAGUGACACUCGAACAGAUUCCUCAGCGGAGAGCUGUCCCUACAAACACUCCCACCAUGAGUCUGUGGUUGGUCACUUCUCUUCUGAGUCUCAGGGGACAGUCAUCUAUAAUGUGGAGAAUGAUUCCAUGUCUCAGAGCAGUCGGGACACAGGACAUCUGACCGACAGCGAAUGCAAUCAGAAACUCACAUCCAAGACAGGGUCACUGCUGGAGCGCAAGAGGAGCUCCGGCCGAGCGAGGCGGAAGGUGGAUGAGCCGAGGGCCUCCGGGUAUCACAGUGAAGGAGAAACACUGAAGGAGAAGCAGGCUCCUAGGAAUGCCUCUAAGUCAUCGGGCAGCACUAACAGGCUGAGGGACUUUAAAGAGACAGUCAGCAACAUGAUCCAUAACAGGCCGUCCCUGGCCUCUCAGGCCAGCGCGGGCUCUCCCUUUGCAGGGAAGGGAGGACAGCAGACUGACAAAAACCUGAAGAACUUGCCUUUAUACUCUCGUGACUGGGAAGUGGAGAGUACCAGCAGUGAGUCAAAAUCCAGUUCUUCUAGCAAAUAUCGCCCAACAUGGAGACCCAAGAGGGAGUCUCUGAAUAUUGACAGUAUCUUUAGUAAGGACAGAAGGAAGCAUUGCGGCUACACCCAACUCAGUCCCUUUUCUGAGGAUCCAGCUAAAGAAUUUACACCAGACGAACUGAGCAAGCCGCCUGCAUAUGACGUUAAAACUGGUGGAGCCAGCCCUGCAUCAAAGCCCUGGGGCGCUGCGCGGCCGGGCGCUCACCUGUUAGAGCAGCAGCCUCGCCUCAUCCAGCGGAUGGAGUCGGGCUAUGAGAGCAGCGAGAGGAACAGCAGCAGCCCUGUCAGCCUGGACGUCGCCCUGGCGGAGAGCGCCAGUGUCAGCAGGGACCUGAGUGCUAAGAGGUUAGCUGGGUUGGCACCUUCCUGGCGCCACAUCCCAAAGUCUCACAGCAGUAGUGUCCUAGAGGUGGACCCCACAGCAUCCAGGAGUGGCUGGACAAAGAAUCAACCUCUCUCAGGUGGAGAGGUAGCUGCCAAAAGUGAACUGGAUGAAUUGCAGGAAGAAGUGGCCAGGAGGGCCCAGGAGCAGGAACUUAGAAGGAAACGGGAGAAAGAAUUAGAGGCAGCUAAAGGGUUUAACCCUCAUCCCAGUCGAUUCAUGGACUUGGAUGAACUUCAGAAUCAGGGGAGGAGUGACGGCUUUGAGAGGUCCCUGCAAGAGGCAGAGUCAGUGUUUGAAGAGUCGCUACAUCUGGAACAGAAGGGCGAAUGUGCUGCAGCUUUGGCUCUCUGUAAUGAAGCUAUCUCUAAACUAAGACUUGCCCUGCAUGGUGCCAGCUCUAGCACGCACAGCAGAGCGCUAGUCGAUAAGAAGUUGCAAAUCAGUAUUCGAAAAGCACGGAGCCUGCAGGAGCGCAUGCAGCAGCACCCAGCAUCCCAGCAGCCGCCGCAGCCCUCAGCCUGCCUCCCCGCACCGGGGGGCGCCCUUCCUCACCCAACCAGUGAACAGCAUGUCCCGCUCCAAGUAUUGUUAAGCCAGGAGGCCCAGGUGGAACCCUCCAUGAACACCGAAUAUGGGGCCAGUUCUUUCGUCCGUUCACCUGCUUCCUGCCAUGAAUCACACUCAUCGCUAUUCCGAGAGCCAUCUUCCCUGUCUAUCCCACUGCGCAGCUCUCCCACCAGGUCUGCCUCAAACCUUCAGACUUCAGUUGAGGUGGACAGCAGUGACCCCUUUGCACACCCUGGGCAUUGCUUGCCUAAAACGCCAGGUAGGGCUGAGAAGAAUACCAGCUAUGAUUGGGAAACAUCCGAUACACCCGAGGGUCAGCUGCGUGGCCACAGAGGAGACAGUGGCAGCUGUAGUAGAUUUCCCUCUCAAGAAGGAAGAGGCAUUUUGAAAGAACAGCUAUUCCAAGACAGGAGGGAUCCUGCUGACUCAUCCCAGACUAUGGUUUUCUCCCACCCAGCUGGAAAACCCCCCUGUGAGAGAGGAGACACACACAACCCAGCCCGCCGUCCUUCCAGCCCAUCAGCCCAGUCCAGCCUUCCCCUGUACAGAGCCUGCCGUCCCGUAACGUCGGAUACUUCCUCAGUUGUGCUUCACUCUCCCGAUGAUGUGCAGCAAACUAACCAAUGUCUCCAAGCCAAAAGCCUCAAAGCUUCAUUGCCUUCCAAAUUGGACAAAGGCAGCGAGGAGCCCUAUAGUCCAGGGUUUGUUGGCACAAAGGGACUCGUCCGUUCUUUGGCAGAACGGUUCCAGGGAAUGCAAGGUGCCUCCACAAGGGCUGGUACAGGUUCCCAGGAUAGAAGUGUGCCAAAUAAUCUCAGAAAGAACUCUUCCCCUCCUGACUCCAAGCCUCCGUUCUCACAGGACCAAGGGAAAGGCCAUUGGCCUUGGGCAAAACAGCAACCCUCUCAGACUGGUCGGGACAGACUGUCUGCCAGGGAAGAGCCUGGGAGUCAUUCUGCUGCUCUGACCUCUGGGCUGCCUAAUGGAGACGCUGCUAGGGGAGGGCAGCCCUGGCUGACAGAGCCAGCUGUGUGUCAGUGGGAGCUGGCCCCAGUGGGAGAUGCUGGCCCUAAGGAGCGGGGACGCAGUGUCAACCUGGGGAGUUCCUUGCCUUUGGAUUCCUGGGUGAAUGCCACAAGACUCUGUGAUUCUCAGUUUAAACAUGGGGUCCCUGGGCCGGGAGUGAAGUCCUCUCCAUACGACCCUCAUAUCUGUGUAGCCUAUCCAGAAAGAAACCACAUCCUUUUGCAUCCACAUUGGAACCAAGACACAGAACAGGAGAUGUCAGAAUUGGAGUCUCUGUACCAGGCCAGUCUUCAAGUUUCUCAAGCUGGCUGUUCUGCAUGGGGGCGGCAGGAUGUGACUGGAGACCCACUUAGCCAAACAGGCUCAGCAGAUGGUAUGGGGAGAAGAUUGCACUCGGCCCCUGGCCUUGGUCUCUCAGAGACCCCGACAGCCGAAAUGGAGCACAGUCUUCAUGAAGCCAGCACAGUGCCUGCUUCUCAGGCUGCACCUUGCCGUGGCCCCAGCAGGGAGUAUGGGGAAGAUGAUCAAUACUGUGCAGAGAACUUUCGCCGCAUCUCCCGCAGUCUCAGUGGCACCACUGUCUCAGGAAGGGAAAAGGCCUCAGUCCCUUUCCACAGUUUUGAUUCAUCAAAUACGAGGAAAAAGCCUUUGGAAACCCGGCACCGUUGUUCCAGCUCCUCUUCCCUCCCUGUCAUUCAUGACCCUCCUGUGUUUCUCCUUGGCCCCCAAUUCUACCCUUCCCAACCACAGCUCCUGCCCCCAGAUGUCUUGAUACCCAGCGUGGCAGGGGAGCCCCAUAGAUCCCCAGGAACUUCGAGGAGUGACCAGCAGUUUCUGGCUAUGUGUGACAGGGGUGAAACUUCCCAAGGGGUCAAGUACACAGGAAGGACUUUGAACUACUGGAGUCUCCCCCAUCGUUCCAGAACAGAUGCCUCCUGGGGACCCUGGUCAGGGAGCAACCAGCAUACUGGGGCCAGAUUCCUGACUACUCCAGGAUGCAAGCCUCAGCUAACCCACACUGCCACAUUACCAGAAAGGCACCAGGGUCUACAGGUUCCUCAGAUGCAGUAUAGGGGCAAUCUGCUCUAUUCACCCUCUGUCCCUCCCACUGUUCACCACGUGUCAGCGUCAUCUAGCAGUCUCCACGCACCCCCAGGGUCAGGUUGGAAUGCAGGUCCUGGUCCAGGGUCUCAGAUCUCUGGUCCUCGGAGAGUAGAUAUGCCUCCAGAUGAUGACUGGAGGCAGAGUAGCUAUGCCUUGCAAUCUGGGUGCAGGAGGACAGGGGGAGAGGAAUUUCUGUUUGCUCUAGCAGACACCCCCAGAAGAGAACAGAUCAGGGCUAAAGUCCCACAGCACAGCAGGUGGUAAGGGCCACCUCUCUGCUUCAUGGAACCAGUAGCUUUCUCUGAAAUUAGAUGACUGCAGAGUUGGCACCCUGCAGCCCUGUUGGGUGCACUGGUUUCUUCUCUGCUUCUCCAGUUGGCAGUUUUCUCCUAGGUGUGCCAAAACCUGCUAAUGCAGCCUGGCUCUCUGAGAGGGAAUAUUUGACAUUCUGAUGUUCAUGCAUCUAGCAAAAGGAAGCAGCUACUGUUUAGGAUUUCAUUUGAACCUCUCUGAAGAGGAAUCCAUAAUUUUUUUUUAACAUUAGCCAUUUCUUAGAAUUUUAAUGUAAUUAUUUCAUUACUGGAUACUUUAUACCCUGUCCAUACCUAAGCCCUUGUCUUCUGAACCCUAUUAUAUUACAGUUUCUGUUUUUUGUUUUAUAUCCACCUACUCCCAUUACCAGACCUUAUCCUUAGAACAUGUAGUUCAUGGUCCUGACUAUUCAGGGCAGCCCUCCUGCUUAGUUACUAUGUCUUGUACCCAAAACUUGGGCCGGGAACGCAGAGCUGCCAGUGUAACAUUUCCCCUUCUGAAGAGAUGGAUCAGCCACACUAACUCACCCUCUUGUUGUCAGCAGCGAGCCAUUACUGCCACUUGCUCUGUUGCCAUUGUAAACCCUCAGAGUCAGUUGAAAUAUUUUAGGACCAAACAUACUGUUUUUGUAAACUAUUUUUCAUUAAUAAAUCUAUAAGAUAGUUCUAUUUAAUUUCUUGCUAUCCCUUUUGUAUGCCUUUGUUC